AGAAAAGAAAACAGACCUCGUCUGUUAGCUUACGGGCAUGUAGGCGCUUGGAACCAUUGCCGAGAUGAAGUCAAUCACAGCAGUCGUCCAGCUACUGUUGGCAUCCGGUGCCUCUGCCAGUUUCAUGAGGCAUACAGCUGGCAUGCAAAUUGGUCCGAUUGAUGAAGAUACUUUCCUCGUCGCUAGUAACGGCACCGCCGGUUGGGGUACUUUCGAGCAGUUACUUGAUCACUCUAAUCCUGAUCUCGGCACAUUUUCGCAGCGAUAUUGGUAUGGGGCGCAGUAUUGGAAAGGUCCUGGUUCGCCGGUCAUUCUUGUGAAUCCGGGCGAGCAAGCUGCGGAUGGUUUCAACAUAACUUACACUACGAACCAGCGCUUGACAGGGCUUUUUGCAGAGAAGCUUGGCGCUGCAGUCGUUGUCUUAGAGCACCGAUACUGGGGCGAAUCCUCUCCUUUCGACAGCUUAACCGUCGCGAACCUCAAGUACCUCACUCUCGAGAACUCUAUCAAGGACAACACCUAUUUUGCCAACAAUUUCGAUACGCCCUUUGACACGACCGGAAAAAGCAGUGCCAAAGAUGCCCCAUGGAUCUUCACGGGUGGAUCUUACCCGGGCGCCUUGGCUGGCUGGAUUGCCGCCAAAGAUCCCGGUACAUUCUGGGCGUAUUACGGCACUAGUGGUGUGGUAGAAGCCAUCGGAGAUUUCUGGCAAUACUUCGUCCCGGUCCAGGAGGCAACGCCUCAGAACUGCAGCACGGACUUGAACGCAGUCAUCGACUACGUUGAUUCUGUCCUUCUACACGGAAGUCCUAAGGAGAAGACUCAGCUGAAGGCCAAGUUCCAGCUUACUAAUCUAGAGGAUGCCGACUUUGCUGCAGCUUUGGAGAAUGGACCCUGGACUUGGCAGUCUGGCCAAUUCUACUCCAGCACUUCUCUAGGAUACAAUCCAUACUACAGAUUCUGUGAUUACAUCGAGAACCAGUUCCCGAAUACUACCAACGCCGUACCCGGCCCCGAGGGAGUUGGCUUGGCAAAGGCACUAGACGGCUAUGCUAAGUGGUUCCUAACAAUCGAGCUUCCCGGGUUGUGCGAAGGCUACGGUUAUUUUGAUGGCAAGUACAAUACAGAUUGCCUCCAAUCGCUGAACGCCUCGAAUCCGAUCUACCACGACCUUUCGCCGAGCAAUGCGGGUAACCGACAAUGGAACUGGAUGUUGUGCAACGAGCCCUUUGAGUAUUGGCAAGAUGGUGCGCCGAAGGACCAACCGACACUCGUCUCGCGCCUCGUCAACAAGGCAUACUGGCGCUCUCAAUGCCCGCUCUGGUUCCCCGAACCGGAGUACGGUAUCGCCCAAGGCAAGUCCGCUGAGGACGUGAACACGUAUACCGGCGGCUGGCUAGAGACCAACACAACCCGUUUGAUGAUGGCCAACGGACAAUGGGAUCCGUGGAGGGAUGCGACGCUUAGCUCUAAGUUCCGACCUGACGGGCCGAAGGAGAGCACGACUGAAUUCCCCAUCCGAGUCGUAGAACAUGGCACGCAUUGUUCUGAUCUGUACGGUCAGAACUGGGCUGUCAAUCCUGGAGUCAAGGCCGUUGCCGACGCUCAGGUCGCCAACAUGGCCACUUGGGUGCAGGAAUUUUAUGACCAAAAGAAAUAAAGUCAUAUAAAGAUGACAACCGUAAUUACCUAGGUAUCUAGCCACAUAACUUCGUAUGUACAUGAUGUCAUUUGGAAUAUAAUAAUUACUCUUGUA
Annulohypoxylon maeteangense is the source of this 1756-nucleotide messenger RNA. Its product is annotated as serine carboxypeptidase S28-domain-containing protein. The coding region runs from base 65 to 1660 and encodes 531 amino acids. Gene Ontology annotation, biological process: proteolysis. The record is from RefSeq and is a predicted model, not a curated record. Lineage: Eukaryota; Fungi; Ascomycota; Sordariomycetes; Xylariales; Hypoxylaceae. Gene Ontology annotation, molecular function: dipeptidyl-peptidase activity; serine-type exopeptidase activity. The transcript has a single exon.